This is a messenger RNA of Paramisgurnus dabryanus, 4980 nucleotides long. The record is from RefSeq and is a predicted model, not a curated record. Lineage: Eukaryota; Metazoa; Chordata; Actinopteri; Cypriniformes; Cobitidae.
UGUACGGGACUGACUGUGGAAGCACCGGACACACGGUUGAGCGCUGAAUAACUCCAAACAAGAUCCAACACUGGAAGACGCUCCAUUAACUUCCUGAAAAAGCACCGAACUGCUGGAGUUUCCCAUCUGUUUAUAUUCUCGGAAUGGAAUCGUUUGCUCCUUUUGGCACUGCUACCGGGAGCGGACAGUAGCUGAUAUCCCGUCUAUCAAAGGGAAGCAUGCAUUGAAACGCCUUGGAAAAUAUCUCCAGCCAACUCGAACAAUAAAAGUACCUGCAACAUUCGGAAUUUUCGUUUUAUGUGCUUUUAUCGACGAACACGCAAAUGGCAUUGGACAGAUAUUUUGGUAGUCCUGUGACUGAAAGUUAGGCUUUGUUCUUGAACACUUUGAACAUGGAUAUAGGUCGAUAAAUUGCGGACAAAAACUGUUAGGCAUCAGAAACUAUAGUUUGGAUUUAAGUACAUAUCUAUGAACUGGGAUCGAACGCGUAAGGAGUCUAAUUUUAAAUCUGACACAUGAUCAGGACCGGAUCUGUGCAACCCAACGUGGGAUUGACGGUCGUAAGCAGGGAAAGAUCCGUAUACCUGGCUGCACGUCACUCACAAUCUAUCAGGCGUGAUUUGACCUUUAUAAGGUCAGCGUUAGAAACUUAAAUAAUAGAUGAAAACAACAAAACCGACACGCGUUGCCGUCUACUUGAGUGCAAGGUAGCAGCGAUUUCGGUAACAGAGACACGUUGGCCCAGAAGCCGUCGUGCAACAUUGUGCGACACCUUCUUCCUUCAGGCAGCACUAGAAAAUUUGGAUUUGGAAGUUUACAUGGAGCUCCACAGCCAGGACGCCUGACCGACACGCCAUUCUGUUGAAUGUGGUUCAUAAACCCGGAGUACAGUCGAUCGAAAGGAUCUUAUCUUCUUGCGGGCUUGUGUCUCUCCGUGUACCGUGUAAGAUGGCUGGAAGUGACGGCUCGUGGAAAUAUUAUCUGUGGAUUGUGACAGUCAUGUGCAGAUACGCGUUACCCGCAGCCAAAUCACUGGAGUCUGUCGUGUGGAAUUCCCAAAAUUCUAAGUUUGUGUCUGGGAAGGGCUUGGUGAUCUACCCAGAGAUUGGGGAUAAACUGGACAUUAUCUGCCCCAAAGGAGACAUGGGGCGGCCGUAUGAGUUUUAUAAACUCUACUUGGUGAGAAAAGAGCAGGCGGAGUCCUGCAGCACUAUACUGGACCCGAAUGUCCUGGUGACGUGCAACAAGCCAGAGAAAGACAUCAAAUUCACCAUCAAGUUCCAGGAGUUCAGUCCAAACUACAUGGGACUUGAGUUCAAGCGUUUCCAAAACUAUUACAUCACCUCCACGUCUAAUGGAACACAGGAAGGUUUGGAAAACAGAGAAGGUGGGGUUUGUAGCACGAGAUCCAUGAAGAUCAUCAUGAAAGUGGGCCAAGAUCCAAAUGCACCAGAUCCAGAUUUGACGGACCUCCCAGACCGAAACCAGGACAAUGAGAUCAAGGACCCCACAACGAGCCCCUCCCGCAAGAGAGACAGAGAUCGAGAAAUAGAGGAGAAUGGUUUGCCCGGCAAAGACACGAGAAACCAAGAAAACACUUCGGGUUCAGUGGAGGGCAUUUUCGGCUCUAAACCCGCUCUCUUCGCCGCAAUUGGAGCGGGCUGUGUCAUCUUUCUCCUCAUCAUCAUCAUCCUCAUCGUCCUGCUCCUCAAGCUUCGCAAGAGAACCCGCAAGCACUCGCAGCCCAGGGGCGGGACUUCCCUGUCACUCAGCACUCUGGCCACGCCCAAAGGAGCCACCCAGUCUGGCUCAGAACCGAGUGACAUCAUCAUCCCCCUGCGGACAACAGAGAAUAACUACUGUCCACACUAUGAAAAAGUGAGCGGAGACUAUGGGCACCCCGUCUACAUUGUUCAGGAAAUGCCUCCCCAGAGCCCAGCCAAUAUCUACUACAAAGUCUGAGGGAAAAGGGAGAGAAGUAACCGCAAUAAGAACAUGUUUUUCUAAGGUAUCCUGAAUCUUUUUAUCACUAGCCAACCCUGUUUGCUACAUGUCAGAGAACGGAGAAAAGGAAAAGAGGACUGAGGAAAGACUGUGGAUAAUACGCCUCUCGAAUUUCCUUUAACUGAACACUACACUGUGUGUAUGUGUAUGUGUGUGUGUGUAUGCGAAACAGAAGAGAACCCCACAAUGUGUGGCACUCAGGCAUAGACUUCAGUGCUGAAGAAGAGCCUUUAACCAAUCACAGAGGGACACUAGAUCAUCAUUACAAUGCAGGAAGCUCUCAUUUGUCUGUUCGCAUGGUUUUGUACCUUAACUCCUUGCUUAUUUUUUGUCUAUUUUUCAUAUCCCACACAGUGUUUUCUUCAGUAUCAGCCGAUUCUCUCAGCGUUCAAACGGUGUUUCUGUUAAAGACUGUUAAACUCAUUUGCUUCUGUCUCUCUAGAUGCCCAUCCAUUUGAGGCAAUUAAACAACACGUACGCUCCCAAACACACAUUGGUGUUCACGGGUCAAGUACAGCGAACAGCCUCUUGGUGCAUAAAGAUUGACAUAAGGAAAUUGUAAGCAGGUGAAAAUCUGUGUCAGUCUUUACAGAACUCCCAGAAUGCUUUGCUAGAUGGAUCGCGUUGGUUCGAGAAUUAUUUCAGUUGAAAUUCUCACUUUCUCUCAGCAAAAUACAAGUAGACAUUUGCUGUGUAUUGUCAGUGAUGCGUGAAGUGCAGAAUAAUAUUUGUAUUUUGUCAUAAUUUUUUUUUUUUUUUGUAAGUCAGAAAUUUUUUUUGCCUCUACACCGUGAGCCUAUGACCUAUUUUCAGACAUAAAACAUGUUAACGUAUUUUCUUUGCAUAAUUUAGUCCACUAACAUGUGUUUUUUGUGUAUAAUUCAUGUCACGCUAUCGGGAUGUAGACGUGGACUCUUAACAGUAUGACAGCGUGUGUGUAGAGUCCCACACAGAAGCCAAAUAUUCAUAAACAUACAAGAUACAUCAAAAAUAUGCCUUCAUUUCUCCUUUCUCUCAGAUAUGCACAUAAAUGAUCCUUAUUAGCAUACAAACACACUUAUUUUCAAAAAAUAAUCAAAAACCACAAAUCCGAGAAUGAAAACAAGCCCACCGAACCGUCACGGAGAAUCUAGCGCUAGAUCUAUUUUUAUACAGACCGCACGUGAAAUGAUAAACAGUAAACAGUGGCGGCAGGUGUGUUUACACCUAUGCUAAUUUAAAAUUAGAUGCAUUUGCAUCUGGCCUCCAGCGCAGCCAAUCGGAGAAAGCCAACGUUCCUCUGUUGCUUUCUCAUUUUUUUGUAAUAAUAUUUCGAUUUAUCGCUGUUGUUUUCUCCCCUCUAUUAUUUAGACCCAAGAUUAUGUAAAUAAUGUAUGUUGGGAAAAAUUGUUGAAUAUAAAGUUCAAUUUUAUUAGAUACCCUGUUAUUAAAAAUAUAAUUAGGAUUUUUUUAAAAUUGCAAAACUUUUGUAAAUAGCAGUCUUUUUUGGAAAAAGAUAUUUUGUAAGUAAAAUGUUUCAGUGGUUUUUCGUUUCUUUUUUUUUCAUUUGAUUUGUUUGCUUGGUUUCUCAUUAAGGAGACUUAGAUGUCCCAGUAGGACGGUUUUAAAAGGUCAUCCCUAAAGCAGCAGCAAAAAAUCCCACACAUUUAAGUCCCGCACAUACAGACACACUUUGUCCUCCCUAUUACACAAGGGAAGGACGAUAUUUUUGCUUUGUUUGGUUUUUACAAAUGCUGUGAUAGAACCAGGUCAAAUAUUACAUGUCAUGGUUCAUGGAAAAGAAAAAGAGGAGAGAGAUGCCUCCAAACACACACACACACACACACACACACACAUUAUAAGCACCAGCAGGGUACAAGAACAGACCUAAACCAGCAACAGCUCGUGUAAAGUGUGCAUGUGUGUGCGCCUGAACAGAUGUUAGCGACAGAUCAGCUCUUUAUCAUUUACAUUGGAAGAGCACUUAGCAGAAAUUCCCGACUUUGUUUUUCCUUUCGAAACGCAGGGGUGGACUGGCCUUGAAACUGUUUGAAAAUGUUUACUCCAGAUUUAGCAAUAACAGCGGUUUUCCCUCCAAGCUAAUUACGACAGCAUCUUCUGUGAAUUGCUGUGCCUGUAGUUUUACACAACAGUGGUAGCGUGAUCAUUUUGAGUGACUGACUGCGUUCGGCUGGAGGGAAUAAUGUUCGGUAGCUUAGCCCACAUUUAGUUGACGGCACACAACUGUUUGGCAGCUUGACUGAUUUGCUUGUACGAUAGAGUCUGAAAAAUCUUUAACCACCUUGUUUGUUAGAUUAAAGUUGAUUAUGCUCUAAUUCUGUGGUCAGACACCUGAGGUGUUGUGCGCUAAGUUUUUAGCAAUGGAUCUUUCUGACAUCUGUUAAUAACAUUUCACCCAAUGAGGUUGACUUAUUCGAGAACGUAUUUAAACACAAAUGCGCACACGCACACACUGUCUCGCACUCCUCCCCUCAGGCACAGAGACGGAUUGGUGGCGACUCUUGACCUUUUAAGGAUUAUCACAAUAUUAUGAGAGAGACAAAUCUAAUGAGAAAACCUUUUCCAUGGCCUUGAUCCAUCCCCAUCAUACACAGUUCAUCCACUCUUUCACAAUAUGGACUUGUUCACGACAGAGGAUACAGUGCAUUGGCGAGGCCGUGGGCCAACCGCAACUUCCACAAAAAACUGUUCAGCUUUUUACAGCACAACGUUUCCUCCCUCUGUCGCUGUUUUUUAUUGUUAUUCAGUCGAUUACAUUACUAUUGUUAUAAUUUUCAUUUACUAAGAUUUUGUUGCAGAUUUUGUUCAGUAUUAUUAAGUUUUGUUGUAUGUGUUGGCAGUGCUGAUGCCCCCCGGUAACAGCAUUUGUGUAGAAUUCACACAGUGUCCUCAGAGUUCCCCGAUAUAUGACACUUAAGCCAAGUCUCAACCCUCAGAAAGCAUUUUAAAAGGAUAAAUAAAGUUUUUCCUAUGGAA